AUGGCUACGAUUCAUGGUGUCACUCCAAAGAAACCCAAGCCCCCUCAUCAUGCCAAGAGGUCCAGGAGCCCUCUCUCUGUCACUAACACGUGGAAUUGGGCCCAACCCCUAAUUUUCUUGUCCUGUUCAGCAGAUGAUCUGGGAUUUCAACUGUGGCCUGACAUAGCUAGCAAUGCAUUAUAUAAUCUGAAUUUCUUUUUUUAUCGUGGAGUUGAUUUCCAGUCUAGCUAUAAACACAAUAGCAGUACCAAACCUCUUGUUCUUGUGAAUGUUGCAGGUGAUGUGAGUCGGAAAAAGGAUAUUGAGAAAGCAUUGCAUGGGGCAGAUUGUGUUUUUCACCUUGCUUCGUAUGGUAUGUCAGGGAAGGAAAUGCUUCAAGCCAGGCAUGUUGAUGAGGUUAUCAUAAAUGGAACCUGCAAUGUCUUAGAUGUCUGCCAUGAGUUUGGUAUAAAAAGGCUUGUCUAUAUAAGUACUUACAAUGUGGUUUUUGGGGGAAAGGAGAUUGUAAACAGAAAUGAAGCUUUACCAUAUUUUCUUUUUGAUGACCAUAUUGAUCCAUAUGUUCGUAGUAAAUCUGUUGCAGAACAGCUAGUUCUGAAGAGCAAUGGUCGUCCAUCUAAGAAGAAAAAUGGUGUUCGGCUUUAUACCUGUGCUAUCCGUCCUGCUGGUAUCUAUGGACCAGGUGAGGAGAGGCACCUUCCAAGGAUUCUUUCCCUUGCAAAGAUGGGACUGUUAUUGUUUAAAGUUGGUAGUCCAAGUGUGAAGACAGACUGGGUCUAUGUUGAAAACCUUGUGCUUGCCCUGAUAUCACCAAGCAUGGGGCUUCUGGAUGACAUUCUCGGGAGAGAAGGACAGCCUGUCACUGCUGGUCAGCCAUAUUUCAUAUCUGAUGAUUGGUGUGACCCAUUACUUUUCAACUCUGAAAACAAGGCAGGAGCUUGGCUAUGUACCUAUGGUGAGCCCUCGAGAUGGUUUAGCUGCAACUAUAGCAUAUUGGCAGGAAAGAAAAAAGAGAGAAUUAGAUGGGCCAACUAUGUAUGUGUGGCUUUUUGUUGUAAUCGGGAUGUCAGCAUUGUUUUCCGCUGCUUUCCUGCCCCCAGUUGGACCAGUAGGUUGGGUGAGAGCCUUCAGUCUUUUUAUAUUUCAAUCAAUGUGGACCAUCAGACUCGUCUUUCUUGGAUCAGUAGCUUUGCACGUUGGUGAAGGCAUCUAUGCAUGGCACCUGUCAAGGAAGGUUGACCCAAGAAAUUCAAAAGGUUGGUUUUGGCAGACUUUGGUCCUUGGCUUCUUCUCACUGAGAUAUUUGUUGAAAAGAGCCCGGAGCUGAGACGAUUUCUCUUACAAACUGGACCCAUUCUUUCUCUGAUUUGAUGCAUGUGUUAAAACCCUCCAUCCACAAGCAGGUCAAAUGAGGCUGGGUCAGAACAUCUCAAAAGGCAGAGACAAGCCAUUUACUGUUUGUAGUUGAAGGUUCAAUUAUAUUAUCUUGGUAUGUCAUGCUUCAUGACUAAGCUCUUUGAGCUCUACUUUAUUUUGGAGCCUAAGGUUAAGAGGUGUCAAAAUACAUCCUCCAACACUCACCAUUUUGGCACAGUUCUGGAGAGCCUUUUCCAGAAUCUGUUAUGUUCAUUAGAAGGCAGCAAAAACGUUUGAUCAUGUUUUGUUUCCUAGCAUCUUAUGGACUAUAUCUAUUGAAAGUAGGGAUCGUUACUUCACAUAUUUUUUAUUUCUAGUUUCUUUCACAGGUCUUGGCAUUCUUAAGUUUUAUCAAAGAUUAGUUUAUUAGUUUUUCAGCCAAGAGCCAAGUCAGUUGUUACCACUUUUAUGUAGAAAUAUUCAAUAAUCAUGUAAUAUUUGUAUUUUUUUAAAA
This is a messenger RNA of Elaeis guineensis (African oil palm), 1870 nucleotides long. Lineage: Eukaryota; Viridiplantae; Streptophyta; Magnoliopsida; Arecales; Arecaceae. The record is from RefSeq and is a predicted model, not a curated record.